AAGGAGGGACUGACUGUCGAUUUCUAGAUCUCUCUAUUCUGGCGGUUUUGUUCUUGGCUGCAGCCUGCAGGCGGCGCAAUCUACAAUGUCCAAUUUACACGUCCGUAUUCCCCUGGUGAUGAAUGAUAGCACUGAGAUGAUGAUUCUUGUCUCAUGGGUCAUGGUGAGAGCAUUGGAGAUCUGACAAAGCUGCACAGAACUCAACGAGCCCGGAACAACAAUCGAGUUCAUCGGACGAGUGCGUACUAUUUCCCCCUUUCCCUCGGUUUCUACUCCUCGACCAUCCGGCUCACCUCCCUCCAGACCAUCGUGGCAUCCAUGUGGAUGGCCGUCCUAGGAUGCUGGACAGUCAAAGCACCCAUCUUGAUCCUCUUCAUCGGUAUAUUGGGCGUCUUUGCCUUCUUUAUCAGCCUUGCGGGCCGAGGUCGCAUUGAGCCAUUGACCCCCCGCUUGUCCCUCGCGUCGAAGAAGCCGAGGAUGACCUUCCGCAUGGCGUGCACGGGACGGAUGCCGAGGAUGCGCGAGGUGAUGAAGGCCUGGAUGGUCGACAGCGGUGGGUGACACCGGGUGAGACCAGC
Molecule: messenger RNA, 578 nt
Organism: Sodiomyces alkalinus F11
Lineage: Eukaryota; Fungi; Ascomycota; Sordariomycetes; Glomerellales; Plectosphaerellaceae
Exons: 2
Coding region: 154-561 (135 amino acids)
Source: RefSeq, a predicted model, not a curated record